AUGAGCCAAAAGGGGAACAAUGGAGAUAAAAAGGAAGAAAUGGUUGCAGUGGCAAUUGACAAGGACAAAGGGAGCCAAGCAGCAUUGAAAUGGGCUGUUGAUAAUCUUCUCAGCAAGGGUAAACGCGUUACCCUUCUCCAUGUCAAACAGAAGACAUCUGUUGCAACUGCAUUGGGAAGUCAAGCUUCUUUCUGUGACAAUGAAUAUAAAGGUCCAACCGACAGUAUAACCAAGGAGAUGUUUCUUCCCUUUCGUUGCUUUUGCACCCGUAAGAAUAUACGUGUUACUGAAAUUGUAUUGGAAGAUACAGACAUAGCAAGGGCCCUUUGUGACUACGUUAAAAGCACCUUGCUCGAGACUUUGGUGUUGGGUGCCCCGACAAGGAGUAGCUUUGCGAGGAGUAUUGAUGUUCCAAGCAGUGUUUCCAAGGGGGCACCAGAGUUUUGCAGUGUAUAUGUGAUAUCUAAAGGGAAAAUAUCAUACGUGAGAUCUGCCUCGAUUGCACUCCCCAACCAACCUCCUCGUCCAUUGCAGAAUCAAACUAGCCUUCCUCUCACUUCAACUGAUUCACGUCUAUUGCAAAGCAGUACACGAGGUAAUUACAUCGAUAAGGCGCCAUUUUCACCUGUAAAUGCAGUGGAUGACAAGGAUUUAAUCAAGUCACCAUUUACUAGAGUUAAAGUUUCAAAUAGAUCAUACAGUGAGCUGUCAGUACCAGAUAUUGAUAUAUCAUUUGUGAACUCUGGAAGGCCAAGCACGGAUCGUACAAUCGCCUCAGUUGACAGCCAGGAAACAAAUAUUGUUCCUCGUCUAUCCAACAGCACUGAAACAGAUAGUCGAUUAAGUUUUGGAUCUCCGUCUUCUGGAUCCCGGUCAUCUGACAUGACUGGCAGUUUUGGAGUUUUUUCACCCGGCUCUCUGGAAAGUGGCAAAUUUUCGUGGUCAGGAUCCCAAAACCUGGAUGAAGUAGAAGCAGAGAUGAGAAGGCUGAAGCAGGAGCUUAAACAGACAAUGGAGAUGUAUAGCUCAGCCUGCAAGGAAGCAUUUACAGCAAAACAGAAAGCACUGGAACUCCACCGCUGGAAAGUAGAAGAACAGCAGAGACUAGAAGAAGCACAAUUGGCUGAGGAAGCAGCAUUGGCAAUUGCAGAGAAAGAGAAAGCAAAAUGCAGGGCUGCUCUUGAGAAAGCCGAAGCAGCACAGAGGAUAGCUGAACUUGAGGCACGGAAAAGAAUCAAUGUUGAAAUGAAAGCUCUCAAAGAAUCAGAAGAGAGGAGGAAAACACUCGAUAAGAUGGUCCACAGUGAUGUGAGGUAUCGCAAAUACUCAAUAGAAGAGAUUGAAGCAGCAACAGACUACUUCUCAGAAUCUCGUAAAAUUGGGGAAGGUGGAUAUGGACCAGUCUACAAGUGUUACCUUGAUCAUACACAGGUAGCUGUAAAGGUUCUACGUCCUGAUGCAGCCCAAGGAAGAUCACAGUUUCAGCAAGAGGUUGAAGUUCUGAGUACCAUUCGACAUCCCAACAUGGUUCUACUCCUUGGAGCAUGUCCCGAGUAUGGUUGCCUAGUCUAUGAAUACAUGGCCAAUGGGAGCUUAGAUGAUUGUCUCUUCCGACGACGUGAAAAGACUCAGGUGCUUCCAUGGCAACUCAGAUUCCGAAUAGCUGCAGAAAUUGGUACUAGCCUACUUUUCCUCCAUCAGGCCAAACCAGAACCUCUAGUACACAGAGAUCUGAAACCAGGCAACAUUUUGCUUGACAGUAACUUCGUAAGCAAGAUUAGUGAUGUUGGCCUAGCCAGGCUUGUCCCUCCUAAUGUUGCUGAUGCUGUUACACAAUAUCAUAUGACAUCUGCAGCUGGAACUUUCUGUUACAUAGACCCUGAAUAUCAACAAACUGGAAUGCUUGGAAUAAAGUCUGACGUUUAUUCCCUUGGAGUUGUGCUUCUUCAAAUAAUAACAGCCAAGCCACCAAUGGGAUUAACACAUCAUGUUGAGAGGGCUAUUGAGAAAGGGACCUUUGCUGAUGCGCUCGAUCCAGCAGUUCCUGAUUGGCCUGUAGAAGAGGCCUUGAAGUUUGCCAAGGUAGCUCUUAAGUGCACAGAAUUGAGACGCAAAGAUAGACCAGAUCUUGGCAAUGUGGUACUUCCUGAACUUAACAGGUUGAAAGCACUCGCUGAAGAAACAAUGCCAAAUAUCACAAUGAGGAAUAGUCCACGGACCAACCCAACAAAGCCAUUGUAG
Molecule: messenger RNA, 2241 nt
Organism: Fraxinus pennsylvanica
Lineage: Eukaryota; Viridiplantae; Streptophyta; Magnoliopsida; Lamiales; Oleaceae
Source: the annotation of a GenBank genome assembly